This is a messenger RNA of Pistacia vera, 507 nucleotides long. RefSeq names its product 60S ribosomal protein L39. Gene Ontology annotation, biological process: translation. The transcript is spliced from 3 exons. Gene Ontology annotation, molecular function: structural constituent of ribosome. Lineage: Eukaryota; Viridiplantae; Streptophyta; Magnoliopsida; Sapindales; Anacardiaceae. The record is from RefSeq and is a predicted model, not a curated record. Gene Ontology annotation, cellular component: ribosome; cytosolic large ribosomal subunit. Bases 119 to 274 code for a protein of 51 amino acids.
UAUCCGAGUGCCCUAUAAUAUAAAAAGCACAUUUCCUUCCCGUUCGGGUUUUUACGAUUAGGGUUUUCGCUACUGAGAGUUUGUCUCCCACUCGGCAGCCGAUCGAAGAGAAGCGAAAAUGCCGUCACACAAGACUUUUAUAAUCAAGAAGAAACUGGCCAAGAAGAUGAGGCAAAACAGGCCUAUCCCUCACUGGAUCCGCAUGCGUACCGAUAACACUAUCAGGUAUAACGCAAAGCGCAGGCACUGGCGUCGUACCAAGCUUGGAUUCUAAGGUGUUUGUUCGGAUGGAUCUUUUGUUGAUCUGUUUAAGCUUAUUUUAAAGUAAUUUAGAGUGUUUAGUUGUCUUAAAGACCAUGGUGAUACAAGCUUUAUGCUUUGUAUUCAGUUGAGAAAAAACGCAUUUGUAUACGGAACUCAUAAGACUCCUUAAUGUUUUGGGCUUUUAUUAUUGUUCGGAAUUUGUUCCUUCAAUUUAUACUUAAGUUCCUUUUUCCUUUUAGUUAA